Molecule: messenger RNA, 7183 nt
Organism: Physeter macrocephalus (sperm whale)
Lineage: Eukaryota; Metazoa; Chordata; Mammalia; Artiodactyla; Physeteridae
Gene: COL4A3
Product: collagen type IV alpha 3 chain
Exons: 52
Coding region: 1-4953 (1650 amino acids)
Biological process (GO): extracellular matrix organization
Cellular component (GO): basement membrane; collagen trimer
Molecular function (GO): extracellular matrix structural constituent conferring tensile strength
Source: RefSeq, a predicted model, not a curated record
AUGACGACAGUGGUAGAUGACACAUUGGGCUGUGUCUGUAAAGACAAAGGCCAGUGCUUCUGUGAUGGGGCCAAAGGGGAGAAGGGGGAGAAAGGCUUCCCAGGACCCCCUGGGCCUCCCGGCCAGAAAGGAUACCAAGGUCCGGAAGGCCUGCCUGGACCACAGGGGCCCAAGGGCUCUCCAGGACUUCCAGGACUCACUGGUCCCAAAGGCGUGAGGGGAACAACUGGAUUACCAGGAUUUUCAGGUCCUCCUGGACUUCCAGGCAUCCCAGGCCAUCCUGGACCGUAUGGACCUGUCGGUUUGCCAGGAUGCAAUGGUUCUAAGGGUGAACAAGGGUUUCCAGGACUUCGGGGGACACCAGGCUACCCAGGCCUCCCAGGUGCCAUUGGUUUGAAAGGAGAGAAAGGGGCUCCUGCUGAAGGAGAAGGUGUAGCCCUUGAUGGAAAAGGUGACCCUGGGUUGCCAGGAGCUCCAGGAUUCCAGGGUUUGCCGGGCCUUCCAGGUUUUCCCGGACCUAUUGGUCCACCUGGACCUCCAGGAUUCUUUGGCUUCCCAGGAACCAUGGGACCGCCAGGACCUAAGGGUCACAUGGGCGAUAACGUGAUAGGACAAAAAGGAGAGAGGGGUAUGAAAGGAUUAACAGGACCGCCCGGACCACCAGGAACAGUUAUUGUGACACUAACCGGCCUGGUUAACAGAACGGAUCUCAAGGGGGAGAAGGGAGACCAGGGAGCCGUGGGCCAGUCUGGACGCCCUGGACCCUCAGGGCCACCUGGAGAAUCUUACGGAUCAGAAAAAGGUGCUCCUGGAGAACCAGGCCCACAGGGAAAGCCUGGAAAAGAUGGUGCCCCCGGUUUCCCUGGCACUGAGGGAGCCAAAGGCAGCAAGGGUUUCCCUGGGUUAAGGGGCGAAGAUGGCAUUAAGGGGUGGAAAGGAGACAUGGGCCCUCCAGGAUUUCCUGGUCCAACAGAAUAUUAUGAUGCAUACCAGGAAAAGGGAGAUGAAGGAAUUCCCGGCCCGCCAGGGCCCAAGGGAGCUCCUGGCCCACAGGGUCCCAGUGGUCCCCCUGGAGCCCCUGGAAGUCCUGGGUCAUCAAGACCUGGCCUCCAAGGAGCCCCUGGAGUACCAGGAGUAAAAGGAAGUAAAGGGGAGCAAGGACCCCCAGGAAAGAACGCAGCGGGGCUUCCCGGGUCCCCUGGCUGGCCUGGUUCACCAGGCCCUACAGGGUUGCCAGGACCUCCAGGACCACCAGGUGGUAUUGUUUUUCGCAGAGGUCCACCUGGAGACAGUGGACUUCCAGGCCAUACAGGGUCUCCAGGAAUCCCAGGAGUCGAUGGGCCCAAAGGGGAGCCAGGCCUUUUGUGCACACAGUGUCCUUGGGUCCCAGGGCCUCCAGGGCCCCCAGGAUUGCCGGGGUUAGAUGGCGUAAAAGGAUUCCCAGGAGGACAAGGGGCAGCUGGCAUUAAAGGAAGCCCAGGGUCCCCAGGAAACGCUGGUCUUCCAGGAUUUCCGGGAUUCCCAGGUGCUCAGGGUCACCCAGGACUUAAAGGAGAAAAAGGUGAAGCAUCUCAGCCAGAGGGACAAGUGGGUGCCCCAGGGGAUCCAGGGCUCCGAGGACAUCCUGGAAGAAAGGGCUUGGAUGGAAUUCCUGGAACUCCGGGAGUAAAAGGAUUACCAGGACCUAAGGGAGAACCGGCCCUGAGUGGGGAGAAGGGGGACCAGGGUCUUCCAGGGGAUCCUGGCAUCCCUGGGUCCCCAGGACCUGCAGGACCAGCUGGACCAUCAGACUAUGGACCUUGGGGAGAGCCUGGUCCAAAGGGCACCCAAGGACUUCCCGGAGCCCCUGGACCACCUGGAGAAGCCGGUCCUAAGGGAGAAAUCGGUGUUUUGACACCAGUUCCAGGGCCCCCAGGACCUCCUGGGCCCACAGGCCGUGCUGGCCCCCAAGGUCCACCUGGUAUCCCUGGAUCCACAGGAAAAUGUGAUCUGGGUCUUCCUGGGCCUGAUGGUGAACCAGGAAUUCCAGGAAUCGGAUUCCCUGGGCCUCCUGGACCUAAGGGAGACCAAGGUUUUCCAGGAACAAAAGGAUCACCAGGCUGUCCUGGAGAAAUGGGAAAGCCAGGGUUACCUGGAAAGCCAGGCCUCCCAGGAGUCAAGGGAGAACCAGGACUAGCCAUGCCUGGAGAACCAGGAGCACCAGGUUUGCCAGGAGAAAGAGGCAACUCUGGGGAAAAUGGAGAAAUUGGACUCCCUGGACUUCCAGGUCUUCCUGGAAUUCCAGGAACUGGAGGGCUUGAUGGACCACGAGGGGAUCCAGGGCAGCCUGGACCACCUGGAGAAAGAGGCCCCCCAGGAAGGUGCAAAGAAAGUCUCAGUGGAGCUCAAGGACUUCCAGGCUUAAAUGGAUUGAAAGGGCAACAAGGCAGAAGAGGCGAAACGGGGCCAAAGGGAGACCCAGGUAUUCCAGGCUUGGAUAGGUCAGGAUUUCCCGGAGAACCUGGACCACCAGGAAUGCCGGGUCAUCAAGGGGAGAUGGGACCACCUGGUACAAAAGGAUAUCCAGGAAAUCCAGGAUUUUUAGGGCCACCAGGUGAAAAAGGAAUGAUUGGGAUGAUGGGGGUUCCCGGAAACGUUGGCCCUCCGGGGCCUCCUGGGAAGCCAGGCACCCUGGGACAGAGGGGGAGCUUUGGAAUUCCAGGAGUAAAAGGUGAGAGAGGAUCCCCAGGUGCCAAAGGGGAACAAGGAGAUAAAGGAACUCCAGGGCCUCCUGGAAUAUUCCGCUUAGUCGGGGACAAAGGGGAACCAGGACUCAAAGGACUUGCAGGGAAGCCUGGUGAGAAAGGAAACAGAGGCAUUCCAGGGUUACCAGGUUUCAAAGGACUCCAAGGGCCACCUGGACCACCAGGAUCACCAGGCCCCAGAGGAGAUCCAGGCAGCAUUGGGAAUCCUGGUGAGCCAGGACCACGUGGUGUGCCAGGAAGCAUGGGAAACAUGGGGGUGCCAGGUACUAAAGGAAUGAAGGGAACUAUGGGAUUCCCAGGUCUAGCUGGAAGACCAGGCCUCCCAGGUACUCAUGGUCUUCAAGGAGAUAAGGGAGAGCCAGGUUAUUCAGAAGGUACAAGGCCAGGACCACCGGGACCAAAGGGAGAUCCAGGACUGCCAGGUGACAUGGGAAAGAAAGGAGAUAGAGGGCCACCUGGCACACCUGGACGUUCGGGCCCUGCUGCACCAGAGGGAGUUCCUGGGAAUCCCGGAAGCCCUGGCCACCCAGGAAAGCCCGGUCCUGAUGGUGAUUUGGGGUCUAAAGGAAUCAAAGGUUUCCCUGGCUCUCCAGGAAUAAAAGGCCCUCCAGGCCCUCCAGGAUUCCCAGGAAAUCCUGGACCAGCGGGGGAGAGAGGUAAUCAAGGACGUGAUGGAAUUCCUGGUCCAGCUGGAGAAAAAGGAGAAACAGGCUUGCUGGGAGCACUUCCAGGCCCAAGAGGGAAACCUGGUCCUCAAGGAGCCAAAGGAGACAGGGGAUCCCCAGGCUUGCCGGGUCUCCCUGGCAGGAAAGGGCCAGUGGGAGAUGCUGGGCCUCGAGGGCCCAUUGGCAUGACAGGACCUCAAGGGCCACCAGGCUUUCCUGGUUCAAUCAUCCCUGGCCAAAAAGGAGAUCGAGGUCCACCUGGCAGAAGAGGAAACCCAGGUGAGCCUGGUCCCCCUGGACCUCAAGGGAGUCCUGUAGAAGGCAUAAAAGGAGACAAGGGAUUUAUGGGCCAGCCUGGCCCAAGAGGUCCGCCUGGAACUGUAGGAGACAUGGGGCCACCAGGUCAUCCGGGAGCACCAGGUGCCCCAGGUCUGCCAGGGGUCAGAGGUGAUCCUGGAUUCUAUGGAUUUCCAGGCAUGAAAGGGGAGAAGGGUAAUUCAGGAUUUCUGGGACCAAGUGGACCUCCAGGGCGAAUUGGGCCAAAAGGACCACCUGGUGCACGUGGAGACCCUGGCACAGUGAAGAUCAUCUCCCUUCCAGGAAGCCCAGGCCCGCCUGGCCCAGCUGGAGAACCAGGGGUGCAAGGAGAACCUGGGCCCCCGGGGCUACCGGGAAACUCAGGACCCUGUGGGCCAAGAGGUAAACCAGGCAAGGAUGGACUACCAGGAACCCCUGGACCAAUUGGAGAAAAAGGCAACAAAGGUUGUAAAGGAGAGCAAGGACAGCCUGGGUCCGAUGGGCUGCCUGGCUUGAAGGGGAGACCUGGCGACACUGGGCCACCUGCGCGGGGGACAGCGGUGAGGGGCUUUGUCUUCACCCGGCACAGCCAGACCACGGCGAUUCCCUCCUGUCCAGAAGGGACGGAACCACUCUAUAGGGGGUUUUCUCUUCUCUUUGUACAAGGAAAUGAACACUCCCAUGGACAGGACCUGGGAACUCUUGGCAGCUGCCUGCAGAGAUUUACUACAAUGCCAUUCUUAUUCUGCAAUAUCAAUGAUGUAUGUAAUUUCGCAUCUCGAAACGAUUAUUCAUACUGGCUGUCAACACCAGCUCUGAUGCCAGUGGACAUGGCUCCAAUUACUGGCCGGGCCCUGGAGCCUUAUAUUAGCAGAUGCACUGUCUGUGAAGGUCCUGCAAUUGCCAUAGCUGUUCACAGCCAGACUACUGAUAUCCCCUCAUGUCCUCCUGGCUGGAUUUCUCUCUGGAAAGGAUUUUCUUUCAUCAUGUUCACAAGUGCAGGUUCAGAGGGCGCUGGGCAGGCACUGGCAUCCCCCGGUUCCUGCUUAGAAGAAUUCCGAGCCAGUCCAUUUAUAGAAUGUCAUGGAAGAGGAACAUGCAACUACUAUUCAAAUUCCUACAGUUUCUGGUUGGCUUCAUUAGACCCCAAAAGAAUGUUCAGAAAACCUAUUCCAUCAACUGUGAAAGCUGGGGAGUUAGAAAAGAUAAUAAGUCGCUGUCAGGUGUGCAUGAAGAGGAGACAUUGAAGAAAUAAAGAAAAAAUAGAACUGUGACUUUUCAUCCCAAAUAACCGAGGAAUGAUAAAGAACACGCAGUUAUUUAAGUAUUUUUCUCUCACCGAACAGUAUCGCCCGAUGAUGGCUUAGUACAAAGUUUCUACUUGUUUCCCCACACAACAAAGCAUUCUUUGAAGUUAGUUCUGUGAUACUGCUCUCUAAAUCUGUACUGUGUCAAAGUUCCCUAACUCAAGGCAGUAGGCUUUUCACAAAAUAUCACUGAAAUUGUAUUCCAUUUGUAUCCAAUGCACUAAGUAAAUGGUAACUGUAUAAAGUUUGAUGCUACAAGUUAAGAGCUAUUUGGUCUACUGGAUUCCCAGGAUUUGCCCCCCUUCUAUUCCAGUCUUCGAGACUCAGGGAGGCUAAAUCUGUUUUAGAUCGCCCAACCACCCGCUUCCUAGAGCUUUAGACCCUGAGCAGGGAAGGGGAUGGAGACAAGUGGAAUGCUAGAGCAUCAUGAAUAAACUGGACUUUCAAACCUGGUGAGGAACCUAAGGCCUAAAGGAACCAGAAUUGAACUGAGGUUCAUGGAUUUUUCUAGUGCUUUUUCAAACAUACCCAAGACUAUGGCCGAAAGGGGGUUGCUCUGAGUGGAAUCAUAAUAGCCUUGGAAAUACUGUCUGGUUUUGGUUUACAUUUUUUAAAAGAUUUUUGUUUGUCCAUUGAAUUCAUUUCACUGCAGCAAUAUAGCUUGCUUAUAUUCAAAUAGAUACGAUGUUUACCCUAGUGAAUUAAUUACAUCCACACAAAUAACAAGGACACUACUUCCUAGAUGUGCACUUUAUCCCCAUUCCUAUAAAUCUCGGUGCCUACCUUAUGAAAUAGUAGUUCAGCAAUCCAUGGAAGAACUUAAGUCAUUUGUUAGCUAAUCAGGCUCAGAAUAUUUUUCCUUUGCUCUAAAUAUUCCAUUUAAACUGGGUGUUCAGAGAUUUAGUCUCUUGUUAACUAUCUAAUUCUUCCUUUGUAAAAACACGUUUUUGAUAUUAUAUAUUCUUACAAACCACUGAAAGAGUCCAUUGUGUAAAAAUCUUAAUGUACGAAUUGUAUCGUUGGGCAGCUCUAUGUCAAAUAUGCUUCCUGAUCCACCUAGGUGGCGUUGGUGGUGCUGAUAUUUAAAUUCAGGUUAUUGCUUCAGCCUCAGUUGCUCUGUAAGUGAAGAUGUGACCCCAGAGGACAGCACAGACCGCGACCUUGGUUGGCAUCCUUCACUGCUCAUGUGGCUACUGUCAAGCCAUUUUUACAUUUAAACUGAGAAGUGCAUUUUACUUAGAUUAUUUACUUAGACUCAUUUUUUUUUUUUUUUAGACUCAUCGUAUACUAAGACUUUUUUUGCUCUAAAAAUAUCCUACUCUCUUAAUUGUACUAUCACGGCACAGGGCUAGCUGAUCUCCACAAACCCUGUGUAGGUCAGCAAUUCUCAAAAUGUGGUCUCUAGACCAGCAGCAUCAGCAGUAUCUGGGUACUUGCCAUAAGUGCAAAUUCGAGGGCUCACCCUAGACCUUUAGAAUCAGAAACUCUGGGGCUAAGGCCCAGAAAUCUGUGUUUGAACAAACCCUCCAGGUGAUUUCUGAUUGGGAAGAACUGCUCUAGGCAAACACUUAAGAAACAAUUCUACAGACAGUUACCAGGUACAGCUGGCUACUAUUGCUCCAUCCAUGCCUCUCUUUAAAGUCCAAAAUCACAAAUGACCUUAAGGUCACCUAAUUUUACUGACAAGUAAAUGCCCUAUACUGGUGCUAAUGCCAAAUGACUGGCCUCUGCUUGUCCCCAAGCCUCCAUCUUUUCUUGCCCUCUUAUCAGUGUUUAACUUCUGAGGAAGACAAGUGAUGCUAAAACCUUAAAUUCCAAUGAAGCCAUAUUAACAGUUGCUCAGUCCCGCUUCUGAGACUGAGCAUUAAAACAUAGUUCAUGUGCAUUCCUUUCCAGAUACCUAUCAGUAGUUUAUAAGGUUAUGAAGAUUUAACUUUGUAGAUAAAUGUAAAUAACUUGUUUCUUUUAAAUUUCGGGCUUCAACUUUGGAAUUUCACAGUGUGCUGAAAUAGUGGAUUUCUCAAAGGUCUUUUUGCAAGAUAAACAUUAUUAAGUAACUUAUUUAUAAAAGUAUUACAAUAAUUCUAAAUUUGAAUUUUAUUGCUAGUUUAACUUACAAAGAUUUUUCUAGGCAUCCAAUGUAACCUACUGCUACUAAACUUAAUUUAAU